Molecule: messenger RNA, 2166 nt
Organism: Diaporthe amygdali
Lineage: Eukaryota; Fungi; Ascomycota; Sordariomycetes; Diaporthales; Diaporthaceae
Exons: 1
Coding region: 1-2166 (721 amino acids)
Molecular function (GO): protein binding
Source: RefSeq, a predicted model, not a curated record
AUGAUAGGCCAAUCGCUGAACGAUGAUGUGCUGUACGUCGUUGCGAAUUCUCUUGACGUCGAGUCUAUGCUAAAGCUAGCAAAUACCUCUCGUUCACUUUACAAUGUCAUCUCGCCCGCAGCUUUGCGUAAAGACUUGUGCAAAAAUGGCAGGUCCAUUUUCAGUGCGACAAGAAACAAUGAUUUUCUACUCCUCGAAAAGGUCCUUCGCUCCCCGGUCUUUGAUAUCAACAAAUCUUAUCAGAGAGAGGGAAAGACCACAUCUGUCCUGCAAUACGCUGUCGAGCACGCCUCAGAAGAGGUAUUUAAGAUUCUGACAGUUCCAGUACUUUUUCAGGCUUUUCUAGACUAUACGGAUAGUCACCCCUGGAUCAAUGAUCAAGGCGGACGCAACAACAUUCUCGGCGAGGCAAUUAGACAUGGCAGAUCAGACCUCAUUAGCUACAUUGUUGAGUCCCUCAAUAUUCAAUCCCUCCCACCCGGCUGGCCCACGCACUUUGAUCCACGACAGUUCUGGGAUCUCGACGACGCACCUCUUGUGGCUGGGCUUUCCGGCCGGAAAACUGCGAUUGACCCCGAGACGAUUCGCAUGCUGUCCCGAUACAGCGAUCCUGAGACCUUUGUCGGCGUCAACGGCAACCCUCAUUGUGAGCUCAAGAGCUAUUAUCCGGAGGCCCCUUAUGUGGUGGCUCACGCUUCACCAGAUCGACUGCGGCAGUGGACAUCCAAUUCUUUGCAUAUCGCAAUGAUGCUGCGACAACACCCCGAGGCUAGGAAUGACGUUCGAUUGGAAACCCUUGAAGCCUGGCUUGACGCUGGCGUUCCUGUCAACCAGCCUGAUGGUGGGCUUGUGGACCUUGAUCAUGUGAACCCCUUGGUGAGUUACUUCCGAACGCCGCUCGACUUCGCAGCCGAGGGCCUAGAUCUCGAGGCAAUGGACUUUUUGAUUCGCAGGGGAGCAGUUGCAAAUAUUCUGGGCGUGGAUAACGGGUCUCUUACAGCGUCGACUAGAUUCACAGAUCUUACCACGAUGUCUUUGCUGUUCGGCCAUAGACUAUGGCCUCAUUCUGUGGAAAGAGGCUGCUCCAUCCUGGUUCCAAACAGGGACAUUCGAUUACCUGCUGGGUCCACCUACAAGGACAUGAUAUCGCGAAUGCACCAGGAGCGAACAUUCUUAAAAGCAGCAGCACCCGGUUUGAAGAAUGUCGUCUACGCCGUGGAGGAGCAGAUACACGCCGGAAUGCGCUUGCUUGAGGCAAGAAUUGGCCAGCAUCACCUCCCUUUGGUUAUGGAAGAGUCAUCGGGGCUGCCAGUCGAGGUUUUCUCCUUCAUCCACGAUGAGCUUUUGGGAUCGCCGGAUAUUGCUGACUCACUGACGAGACUUUUUGGUAGUUCUUGGAUUGACACGAUGGACUGGAACUUACGGACGCCACUUUUGCAGAUCCUGUCGGGAAUCGCUCCAGUAGACGAGCACAAAUUCUGGUCCAUGGGAAACAACCAGGCUUGGUAUAUUCGGCAAACACUCCACAAACCACAACUGAUUCGUUGGCUGCUGGAGAACGGUGCAAAUCCCAACGCUUGCGAUAUUGAGGGCAUUACACCGCUCAGGUAUGCUCUAUUCCGGCUUGACGUUGGGGCCGUGGAUCUGCUUCUACGGCACGGCGCUGACACUGCCGAGGUAAGUGAUCUGAUCCACCUGCUUCUGAAUUUUAAUCGCCAGGAGUUAUUGCACAACGCGAAUGAUUUCAUGAAGUACGCCCUCGAACUCUGUUUCGUUGGUAUAAGAGACGGAUUUGUGAGGAGAAUCGGCGAGCAAGUUCGCGAAUGGGACCAACACCGCAUGGGAGUUGUAGGCGUUCAACUCCAGACUGCUGAUGGCGAAACAACGUAUUCCAUUACUGUCCCUUCGACGCCCUUGGACUCGUGCCUGGGGCUCUUCCUUGAUACGCCUUUGUGCCUCGGCAGUCGACUCGAAGACAUUUGCCUCGUUGGCGAUAUUGACUCAGACAGACGGGAAACUUUUAUUUGUCGACUCAGCAGACUUAGAUACGUUCUUCAGAGUCAUUGCAACUACAGGCCAGUUCCUGGCAGGAAGAGAAGGACAUCCGCGGGCAGUUUCUCCAUCGAUGAGGGGAAAUCUCCCCCCAAGAGACACCGAGCCAUGUGA